AAGUCGUCAUUAAAAAAUGAAGAAAUUGAACAGAUCGACUGCAGUGGAGUUUUGGUACGAUAUGAGCCGAAGUUGAGCGAUUUGGUUCCCUCAUUACCCUUCGCACCUGUACCUCCUCCUCCUCCUCCUCCUAUUUGGUACAGUCCAAUGCCAUUUCCACAACCAGUUCCCAUGUUUAUGGCACCACAACUAUGUGUACCUUAUUCAAAAUAUCCUCAUCUGACACCAGCUCGGAAGCAAAAGACGAAGAAGAAGCAAGAGCAUUCAGCUUGUGCGCAGAUUUGUUGCGGUGGUAUUGCACAACUUUUAUGGACUAUUAUUAGCAUUGUUCUUAUGGGCAUGAUUGCAGCCCUUAUUUUAGCAUUGAUUGUUAUCUAA
Molecule: messenger RNA, 378 nt
Organism: Anisakis simplex (herring worm)
Lineage: Eukaryota; Metazoa; Nematoda; Chromadorea; Rhabditida; Anisakidae
Source: the annotation of a GenBank genome assembly